This is a messenger RNA of Arabidopsis thaliana (thale cress), 903 nucleotides long. Its product is annotated as F-box associated ubiquitination effector family protein. Lineage: Eukaryota; Viridiplantae; Streptophyta; Magnoliopsida; Brassicales; Brassicaceae. The transcript has 2 exons. Bases 1 to 903 code for a protein of 300 amino acids. The record is from RefSeq and is marked reviewed.
AUGGACUUGCUACCCUACGAUACCGACAUACCGUGCUUUCCAAGAAAGACAACUGAUGCAUCCUGUGACGGCCUGAUAUGCCUCUACAAUACCUAUGCUUGGAAUAUUGUUGUUAAUCCCACCACUCGAUGGCAUCGAGAAUUCCCUCUUUCUACCUUUCAACGACUCGAUCGUUAUGAACACCAGGUCGGUUCAGUAUCAUGGGCUAAGCUUGGAUUCGGUAAAGACAAAAUCAAUGGCACAUACAAGCCAGUUUGGUUAUAUAAUUCUGCUGAAUUAGGCGGCCUUAACGAUGACGACGAGGACUACGACGACAUUAGUAUUAUUUGUCAAGGCAACAACAACACUAGUACUUUUUGUCAAGUUUUUGAUUUUACCACCAAGGCUUGGAGGUUUGUUGUCCCGGCGUCCCCCUACCGGAUACUUCCUUACCAAGAUCCUGUAUAUGUAGAUGGGUCACUUCAUUGGCUCACCACCAAUGUUUUGUCUUUCGAUCUUCAUACCGAAACUUUCCAAGUCGUGUCUAAAGCUCCCUUUCUCCACCACCACGACUACUCUAGUAGAGAGUUGAUCAUGUGCAACCUUGAUGAUCGUUUGUGCGUAUCAGAAAAAAUGUGGCCCAACCAAGUGAUAUGGUCGUUGGAUUCAGAUCACAAGACAUGGAAGGAAAUAUAUUCCAUAGAUCUCAAUAUAACUUCUUCUUUGUUUGGGAGUAAUGGAUUCGCACUCAGACCACUAGCAGUUUUUGACAAAGACAAGUUAUUGUUUUGUGAACCUGAAUACGGGGAUCAAUUGCUAACACAUGAUCCCAAAACAAAAUCUUAUGAAUUUGAUUACAGAUUUUUUUCCCCUACUACUGCACUCCCUCUUUGUUAUUUCCAGAGUUUAAUCUCUAUUUUGUAA